UUUAGGCACCUUUUGCUACCUUGCAGCACCUUGCGGCGGUCUGGCAGCGCCACACGAAAAUGGCGAACACGAGCACUCCGAUGAACGACGAGCUGAAAAAAUAAUUAUUAUUUUAAAUUCCGUUUUGCCAGCGAAAUUCGGUGCGUGCGCGAAAAAGAGUGCGGAAAAGCGCGGUUGGCAAAUUUAAUCGACGCAUUAUGAAGCGGUCAAAGUGCGGCGCCAAUGCAAAUGGUUAGCCAAAUGGCAAAAAUAUGUAGCGACAGCGUGCCAGCCCAGUAAAAUCAAAUAGAAUCAAAUUGAAGUUUCUUGCUUUGCGAAUUAUGAAAAACCAAUCGCAAUGCGUGUGUGUGUGUACGUGUGGUGCGUCCGCGCGUGUGUUAGUGAGCGAGCGUAGAAGCAGAAGGCGUAGCGCGAAAUAAAAAUAAAAACCGAACAAUAAUUGAUUUAAAAAAAAGAAAGAAAUAAACGGAAAAAGGCGAACAAACGAAAAACAGCAGAAGCAACAAAAAACACACGAGAAGCAGCUGCAAAAACAACACAAAACUGGCGGUCAAUACGCAUGCAGUACGAUAAAAACACAAAAAAAAGAAACUAGAAGCAACAACAAAAACGCAACGUAACGGGAACUCUUUGACGUAUUUCCUCUAUUAUUAUGCAAAAAGGCAGGCGGCAAAUUGCAGCAGCAGCGAAAAUCAAAUAUAAAUAGCGAAAAGCAGGAUACUACUGGAUACACACAUUUGGCCAGCGUGUUGAGCACGCCAGAAGCAUAAACAGAAGUCGGCAACAGGAAUUUAGCCAGCAGGCUUCAAUCGAAUACGACCAGCAGAACCAUCAGAAGCAACAGAAACAUCAGAAGCAUCAAAAUGGCAGCGGUUCGAGGACAUCAGUACUUCAGCCUGCGCUGGAACAACUACCAGAACACGAUGACGUCAGUGUUCCAGCAGCUGCGCGAGGAUCUCUCCUUCGUGGACGUCACCCUGUCCUGCGAGCACGGAUCCCUCAAGGCGCACAAGGUCGUCCUGUCCGCCUGUUCGACGUAUUUCCAAAAACUACUGCUCGAGAACCCGUGCAAACAUCCCACAAUCAUCCUGCCCGCCGACAUUAUCUUCACCGACCUGAAAACCAUCAUCGAUUUUGUUUAUCGUGGCGAGAUCGACGUCACCGAAUCGGAAUUGCAGCAAAUAACAACAAAUAAAACGAAACUCCACGUGCUGAUAAACAUUAUUGAAAAGGAGACAUAACCAAAUAUAAUCUGCCUACUUAUCGCAACGAUUGCGUCCCACAAUAAAAAUAUAAUACACUUUGUUGUCAUUCAUUAAUUGCACGUUAUUUCUAUAAUUUUCUCUAAUUUGAUUUUGGGUAAAAUGUUACCGUUUUUUGUAUGAAUUUAAUUCCGUCACGUCGUCUACUACAAUUUGUCAACUUUAAAGCGAAAAAACAAAACGAAAUCAACUAGGCUUGGUUCCCUGGAAUAAUUGACCAGCAGUCCUUCGAUCAAG
Molecule: messenger RNA, 1499 nt
Organism: Drosophila teissieri
Lineage: Eukaryota; Metazoa; Arthropoda; Insecta; Diptera; Drosophilidae
Product: broad-complex core protein isoforms 1/2/3/4/5-like
Exons: 4
Coding region: 864-1241 (125 amino acids)
Biological process (GO): regulation of transcription by RNA polymerase II
Cellular component (GO): nucleus
Molecular function (GO): protein binding
Source: RefSeq, a predicted model, not a curated record